AUGGGAAAUCCGGGAAGGAAGCACUGGGAGGCAGUGAAGUGGAUCCUAAGGUACAUCCGUGGUACUACAGAAUUUGGUUUAUGGUUUAAGAGAGAUAAAGGAUUCAGAGUAGAGGGAUACAGCGAUGCCGACUAUGCUACUGAUCUUGACAGAAGGAGGUCAAUCACCGGUUAUUUGUUUCAAGUUGGAAGUAACACGGUGAGUUGGAGAUCAGGGCUUCAACCUAUAGUGGCGCUAUCAACUACUGAGUCUGAAUACAUGGCGUUAAACGAAGCAGCUAAGGAAGCGCUGUGGCUUAAAGGUUUCUGUGAAGAUCUAAACUACAGUCAAAGCAGUUCAGUCUCAGUGAUCAAGGUUCAUACUACCGAUAACCUAGCAGACAUUCUAACGAAGUCAGUACCUGGAAGAACGCUGGAGAAAGCUCUGGUGUUUAUCAAGGUGUCGACUUGA
Messenger RNA from Brassica napus (rape), 450 nucleotides. Its product is annotated as secreted RxLR effector protein 161-like. Lineage: Eukaryota; Viridiplantae; Streptophyta; Magnoliopsida; Brassicales; Brassicaceae. The coding region runs from base 1 to 450 and encodes 149 amino acids. The transcript has 2 exons. The record is from RefSeq and is a predicted model, not a curated record.